Messenger RNA from Physella acuta, 1440 nucleotides. RefSeq names its product mortality factor 4-like protein 1. Gene Ontology annotation, biological process: regulation of DNA-templated transcription; chromatin organization. Gene Ontology annotation, cellular component: NuA4 histone acetyltransferase complex; nucleus. NCBI's taxonomy places the organism in Eukaryota, Metazoa, Mollusca, Gastropoda, Physidae. The record is from RefSeq and is a predicted model, not a curated record.
UUGAAAUCAUUUUCUUCGGACGUAUUUAUCAUAAAAGAAUUCUUAUUUUUUAGCCUGGCGGUAUAAUGAAAAUUUGUUAGACAAGGCCUUGUACUAAAAAAUGGCCCCAAAGCCAAAAUUCCAAGAAGGAGAGAAGGUUCUUUGUUAUCAUGGUCCUCUUCUAUAUGAAGCAAAGUGUAUGCGGAUGGAAGUAAAAGAAGGCAAAGUUCAAUAUCUUAUUCAUUACAAUGGGUGGAACAAAAAUUGGGAUGAGUGGGUACAGGAAAGUAGAGUGGUCAAGAAUAAUGAGGCAGGAAUUCAAAAACAAAAGGAGUUGCUGAAAAAUCAUGGUGCACAGACAAAGAAAAACAAAGCAGCAAAGAAGUUGGAGAAGGACGCAACUAAAGCAAAGACCCUAACACCAGGAGGUAAGGAGAAAGAGAAAGAUAAGGAUAAAAGUGCAUCCAAAGACAAGGAAUCCAGCAAAGAGGGCAAGGAGAAAGACAAAUCAGUUGGAGAGAAAACUCCUAAGGAGAAGUCAACACCUAAAGAGAAAAAAGAGAAAGAUAAAGAACCUCGUCAAAGGCCUUCUACUCCACAGCUCUCUACUGGUGAUAAGAAAAAGGAUAAGGAAGUGGAUAAAGAAGCAAAGGAUAAAAAGGAAUCUAAGGAAAAAAUCUCUGAAACCAUUCCCAGCGCUCAGUCAACACCAGUAGUUAGCCAGGACACAUCGCUGUCAUCGCAGACCAAUACCUCCGCUGGGGAGCCUAAAAGAAAGAGAGCUCGGCUAGACCCUACAGUUGAAACAAAGCCGUCAUCUCUAUUGUUUCAGGAAGAAACAUACCUGUCUAAGAUAGAGGUCAAGAUCAAGAUACCUGAGGAUAUUAAACCUGUUCUUGUGGACGACUGGGAUCUCAUCACAAGACAAAAAAUGCUGGUCACCUUGCCAUGUAAACAGACAGUAGAUGAUAUUAUUGAUGACUACAUCAAGACCAAAACCUCCAAGAGCACCAACAUCAACAAAGAUGCCAUGGCAGAAACAAUGCUGGGCUGUAAAGAUUAUUUCAAUGUUAUGCUGGGCUCUCAGCUCCUCUACAAAUUUGAAAGACCUCAGUACAGUGAGAUAUUAUCUGAGUUUCCUGAUAAGCCAAUGUCUAGCAUUUAUGGUGCCAUCCAUCUUCUCAGACUAUUUGUUCGACUGGGCAAUAUGCUGGCCUUCACAUCCCUAGAUGAAAGGACAGUUCAUAUCUUAUUAAACUAUAUCCAUGAUUUCUUAAAAUAUUUAUCUAAAAAUGGAGCCGCCCUUUUUAAAAUUUCCAACUAUGAAAUAGCCCCCCCUGAUUACCACAGAAAAGCUAUAUAGUUUUAUGUAGUUGACAUGUAUAUCUAAUUGUCAUUUUCAUGUCAUUGACAUCUGUAAUUGUCAUUUUGAUCUAAUUAAAAUUGUUUCAUAAAAAUCUG